Molecule: messenger RNA, 2840 nt
Organism: Pygocentrus nattereri (red-bellied piranha)
Lineage: Eukaryota; Metazoa; Chordata; Actinopteri; Characiformes; Serrasalmidae
Gene: znf408
Product: zinc finger protein 408
Exons: 5
Coding region: 109-2460 (783 amino acids)
Molecular function (GO): protein binding
Source: RefSeq, a predicted model, not a curated record
CAAAAUUGCUGCCGCUUGUUGGUUGGAAAACGAUGAAUUUUCCCGGGGUUUCGGCUGGAUAAAGUAAGGCGUUUGAGUGGCUAAUACAAAGAAGAAACAGAACACCUAAUGGCUACAGGCACAGGGGAUGAAAGUUUCCUCAACACUGCAAAAGAGUCUUUCCAUAACGUACUGAAGCUGGUGCCUCGUGGGCUGACCUUAGGGCCUUCUUUGGCUAAAGAUGGGCAAAUGGGCCUAUGGUGUGUGGGACGGGCAUUACAGAAUGGAACUCUUCUGGGGCUGGAAGAGCCAGCCACAGUGCCUCAGAGUGGUAAAACUGAAGAGGGAACUGAAAUCGAAGUGUGCCAGAAAGUAGCUCAAGGCCAAAUAUCAGACAAAACGUACUGGAUGAGGUUUGCCUGCAGUGCUCCAAAUGAAGAUGCGAGGAAUGUGCUUGUGCAAAACGUGGAUGGGAAGCUGUGCCUCAGGACCUGUAAAGAUAUCAAUCCAGGAACAGAACUCCUGGUUUGGGCAGAACUACAGGAAGUUCAUUCUGAACCUUUGGAGCUGAAAGAAAAAUCAAACAUUGCUCCAGAAAAUCCCAGUAAAGAGGGCAAUGCAUCAAAACUACCGAAGGAUGAACGUUCAUUUGGUUGUUCGGGAGAGGCUCAGGAAACAAGACGUCCUUACAUUCAGAGGAGGAGGCCUCUAAUCUGUAUAGAGAAAAAGAAUACUGCUUGCAACUCUCAAACCUCUGAAACUUGUAAUCUGGAAGAAAAUGCUGUGGAUGAGAAAGAAGACAGAAAUCAGCAAGAAACAGUGGCUGCAUCUGGUACUGGGAAGCUGGACAACAUUAGUGCAGCCACAGUGCAGGAACAGCUUAGAGGAGCUGUGAGAGCCAGCUGUCGCCUGGCAGCUAAACCCCGCAAAGUACAUUCACUAAGCCGGAGCAUGCACAGGCAACAGCAAGGGGAGAGAACUGAGACUUCUUCCUGUGUUGUGAAAAAGUCUCUCACUAAAGAAACUAGGACUGAAAAUGGACAUGCACUUGAAGACAGCUCAAUCCACAGAGAUAAAGCUAACUUAGGCAAGGAAGGGGGAUCCGAUAAGGUGCACAGAGGUAGGGAGGGUUCUCCAGACUUUCAGUUGAACUUACGAGAUCGGAAAUACAAAUGUGACCAGUGCGCCAAGUGCUUCUUUCAGCUGUGCCAUCUAAAGAAGCACAAGUUCACACACUCAUUGCUGAAGCCAUAUACUUGCACAGAGUGUGGCAGAAGCUACAGCUCCCAGGAGAGUUACCAUGCCCACUUGCUUAUGCACCGUGGCCAGCGGCCCUUCAAGUGCCAGCAGUGUAACAAGAGCUAUGGCCUCAAACGUGAUCUCAAGGAGCACCAGGUACUCCAUACAGGUCAGAAGCCCUUCAUCUGUGACGUCUGUGGCAAAGCUUUUGCUCGCAGGCCCUCACUGCGUAUCCACAGGGAAGCCCAUAAAGCCAAAGAGGCGGCCUACAAGACACCAAGGAUAAAAUGCGAAAAGUGCGACAAGGAGUUGGCUAACUCAGGCUCCCUGCGAAAUCACAUGCGGUUGCACACGGGUGAGCGACCAUAUGUCUGCUCACACUGUGGCAAGAGCUUCCGCCAGUGUGGGAAUCUGCAGGGUCACCUGCGAAUUCACACUGGAGAGAAACCAUACAAGUGUAAGCACUGUGACCAGUGCUUCUCACAGGUGCCUGAGCUGCGCCGGCACCUUAUUUCCCACACAGGUGAGGCAUACUUGUGUCCCAUGUGUGGUAAGGCCCUGCGUGACCCUCACACGCUCCGGGCCCAUGAGCGCCUGCACACCGGUGACAGGCCCUACAAGUGUGAGCAGUGUGGGAAAGGGUACACCAUGGCGACCAAACUGCGCAGGCAUAUGAAAUCUCACCUGGAUGAAAAGCCGCACAGAUGUGAGAUAUGUGGAGGCAGAUAUACUCUGAUGCAGAGUCUGCAGCGCCACCUACGAUCACAUACAAAACAGACAGAGACUGGACAUGCAGCCAGAGGGAGACCUAGAAAGGUGACCCAUAGAGAGACUGGGCAGUCAAGGCAUGGCCAUGGUAAGGAGAAAGAAGGGCAGAGUUUGGUUUAUGUUCAGGCCCUGGGUGACCUCAUUGUUGUACCUCAUUCUGAAGAAGUCAUUUUAGGCACCAGAACAUUCCAAGAGUCUGCUAUUGUAGCAGGAGCUGAAGAAGGGCUGGACCAAACUGAGCUAAGUGAGGACAUUGUAGAAAUUAUUGUGUCAAAUAGCAGUGCUAAGUGUAUUGUUGUCGAAGAACGGGAUGUUAAUGCUAAGUGUAUAGUUUUACAGGAUCAGGAAGAGAAUGCUGCAUGUACUGUUGUGCAAGAGCAUGUUGAUAAUAGUAGUGUGGUUGUAUUACAAGGCCAUGAUGAUCUGAACACUGUGGCAGAGAUCAUUGAAAUAGAGUCAGCCAUUCAAGGCUGAAUAUGUAGAACAAGAAAACGGAUAGUAAUGGCCAUUAAAAACUGCUCAGAAGUAAUAAGCUUAUUGUGCCAUUUGAUUUAAAGGUUAAUCUGCAGUGGUAACAUUUGAGUUAAAGACGUCAGUAAAUAUUGACUCAUCUGCCCACUGAACCUUGUGUCAUGUUUGUUCCAGAUGUACAGGCAAUUGCACAAAACAAAACUCUGGUACACGAAUAUGUAAGGAAAGGAAAGAUUACUGGUGUGGGUAAUGCAAAUCUGUGUCACUGGUGUAUUAUAAUGGCCCAAAUCAUACAAUCCUUUACUUGCGUUUUACACAGUUUGUUAAUUGUUACUACAGAAUUGUGUCUUUUGACAAAAUAAAAGAAUAUUAAGAUGAUGGGA